This is a messenger RNA of Monopterus albus (swamp eel), 2632 nucleotides long. It is a transcript of the gene slc1a8a, whose product is annotated as solute carrier family 1 member 8a. The record is from RefSeq and is a predicted model, not a curated record. Gene Ontology annotation, molecular function: glutamate:sodium symporter activity; neutral L-amino acid transmembrane transporter activity; L-glutamate transmembrane transporter activity. NCBI's taxonomy places the organism in Eukaryota, Metazoa, Chordata, Actinopteri, Synbranchiformes, Synbranchidae. Gene Ontology annotation, biological process: L-glutamate transmembrane transport. Gene Ontology annotation, cellular component: plasma membrane.
CUCGGCCCAGCUCCCUCUCGGUUAGCUCUGUGGUCUCCACCUUCUGCGGGAAAUGUGUGGCUCUGGAGCCGCUGAAUGAUCCACUGUGUUCACCAGGAAAUGGAAAUGCUCAAGUAAAUACCACGUGCCUCAGAACUGCAUUUAAGUACAGGGGCCCAGUUACUUUCCACCACUGACAGUAAACGAAGUCUCUUCAGGUUAAAUCAGUCCGACAAAGGAGAAGAAACCUCUGUUCUCUCUGACUCGCCAGUUCAGUCAGACGGAACCAGCCAGUGGGCCGGGUCCGGCAGAAGGACCAGGUGCCACACAAAAGACGUGUGAGGUUUUAUUCCGCCUCUUUAAGCCUCUUAGUCACCGUAAGUCUGCCCCCCUGCAGCCGGUGGCUCUGGUCAGACCGUGAUGAUUUAAUCCUUCAGUGGAAAAGGGUCGCGCGUCUCUGGCUGUCCCGGGUUUGCCACUGUGCCAGCCGCGCACACAAAUUGAGACCACCAGAAAAGAACCGGAAUCCAUGGAUGAGCUGCUGCUGCCGAGCGGCACGGAGGAGGAGGCGAGCCCCGAUAACAGCCCGUACGUUCCGGGAGCCGCAGGGAGGACGAUGGGGGACCGAGUCAGGACUUUCCUCCAGCUGACGGUGAGCAGAGACCUGAGGAGCAACCUGAGGCAUUUCUUUAGGAGGAACGGGCUGCUGACGCUGUCGGUCAUCGCCGUGCUGACCGGCGGCGCACUGGGCUUCUUGCUGAGAGGAACUCAGAUGUCCACACAGGCCAAGAUCUACUUCUCGUUUCCCGGAGAGCUGCUGAUGAGGAUGCUGAAGAUGCUCAUUCUUCCUCUCAUCACAUCCAGUUUGAUGUCGGGUCUGUCAUCAAUGGAGUCAAAGGCGUGCUGUCGGAUGGGUGUCCUCACUGUCACCUACUACCUGUGGACCACCUUCAUUGCCGUGGUGGUUGGUAUCGUGCUCGUCAUUAUCAUCAAACCUGGUAUGGGGACAGAGAUGGAGAGUAACCGGCUGGGAGGGGGGCCUGUCAUGACCUCGGCCGAUGCCCUUCUCGAUCUCAUCAGAAACAUGGUUCCCUCUAAUCUGGUUGAGGCCACAUUUCAGCAGUAUAAAACACACCUGAUUCCCAUCCUCAAAGUCCCGACCAGAACCUUCCAGCCAAACUUCGUCUACAUCAUCCCAGAUGAGGGUGACCACACGGGUCGGAGGGUGUAUCUGGAGCUGACUCCGGCCCCGGAGGUCAUGUACACAGAGAGUCCUGGCACCAGCCAGCAGAUGAACGUCCUCGGCAUUGUCGUCUUCUCUGCGACCAUGGGUCUGUUGUUGGGCAGGAUGGGAGAACGAGGAGCUCCGCUGGUCAAUGUCUGUCAGUGCAUCAACGAGUGUGUCAUGAAGAUCAUCAGCGCUGCUGUAUGGUACUUUCCGUUCGGGAUCAUCUUCCUGGUGGCAGGGAAGAUCCUGGACAUGCAGGACCCAAGCACACUGGGAAAGAAACUGGGCUGGUACGGCAUCACGGUCCUGACUGGACUCUUUGUCCAUGGACUCAUCCUCCUCCCUUUCUUCUACUUCCUCCUCACCAGGAAAAACCCAUUCACGUACAUCCGUGGGCUGCUGCAGGCCAUGGUGAUUGCCCUGGCUACCUCCUCCAGCUCUGCCACACUGCCCAUCACCAUGAAGUGUUUGUUGGAGAACUGUCACAUUGACCGGCAGAUCGCUCGCUUCGUCCUCCCUGUGGGAGCCACCAUCAACAUGGACGGCACAGCACUAUACGAGGCUGUGGCAGCCAUCUUCAUUGCUCAGGUCAAUGAGUACGAGCUGGAUUUUGGCCAGUUGGUCACCAUCAGCAUCACAGCUACAGCUGCAAGCAUUGGAGCAGCAGGGAUUCCCCAGGCUGGUCUGGUUACCAUGGUGAUCGUGCUGACAUCAGUGGGGUUACCUCCAGAUGACAUCACACUCAUUGUAGCCAUUGAUUGGAUCCUGGACAGGUUUCGGACCAUGAUCAACGUCCUUGGUGACGCGCUGGCAAUAAUAGCCCACCUCUGUCAGAAAGAUUUCCCUCUUAGCGGAGCCGGAAAGUCUGUACCAUCCUACGGUACGCAGACCCCUCACAACAACUCCCACAGCGUCAGCGUACCAAUGACGGAGAUCCACACACACACAGACUGCAUGUUUGGGGAGAUGGGCAACUCUGCUGGUGUAAGGCAUGUGCACACCGUCUACUACAACAUCUGUCAGGUUUGAUCAGACAAGUCUCAAAACACCACAGAGUUCUCAGUCCACGGUCUGAGAGGGUCUGGUUAAAUCCCGCUGUACUGUCUGAUGAGGAGUGUUAUGAAGAAGCAGACCCUGAGCUAACAGAGCUAGAAUGCUCUUCUUACCCUCACCAAAAUGGAUUGGAGCUUCAUCUGGAGCUUCAUCCUGCUGCUCACUAAGGCCAGAGAGAGCAAGAGGUCUAAGGCCACAAGGACUAUAACGUAAGCACUCAUCAACACUAACUAUCAAGCUAGCCUUGAUCAUACUCCAGGACGGACUUGUACUUGGUGAUGGAGGGGCUUCUAUUCAUAUAAUCACUUUAUUAACGAUAAUCACCUUUAUUGGCCAAGUAUGUUACACACAAAGAAUUUGUUUCCGGUACAG